UUGACAUCUCAAACAACAUAAUCAAAAACAAAUUGCAAAUGGUUGUUGUAAAUGUUUUACUUUUCGUAGAAUCGAUACCACUUUAUAAUAAAUUUGCCUCGUUCCAUAUGAUAUUUCUGUGACCGUAUUUACCCAGACAUUUCUGCAUAUCCAUCUCUAAUGGCACAAAAACCAUGCAAUAAUUUGCUCCCUCAAUCAAAGGGUGCAAAUACGUCGUUUUUGUCUGUGGCGACAUCUCAAACAUUACAAAGUACCGGUUCCGCUACGGGCAAUCCUCGUAACAAAUGUGCGUUGAAACCGGGUCAUUCGUUAAUGGACUGGAUAAGGCUGGGAAAUUCAGGAGUCGAUUUAUCUGGUACUGGAGGACGAACAGUGUCGGUAACAAAAGAAGAAUUGGUUAAGCAUAACACAAAAAAUGAUGCCUGGAUGGCAAUACGGGGUGUUGUAUAUAAUGUAUCACGAUAUAUGGAGUUUCAUCCCGGAGGCGUGGAGGAACUUAUGCGUGGCGUAGGAUCAGAUGCUACCAAGCUCUUCGAUGAGACACAUGCUUGGGUAAACUAUACGCAACUGUUGAAUAAAUGUCGUAUAGGCCCUCUUACAAACACUGUUAAAUUAGACGCCGUAAUCAAAGAAUCAUUUAGUUUGCCGAAUAACAAAACCUUUGAUUCAUUUGCAAAACCACAAAUUCCAGCACAAGAGGCUGAUAUUUUACCACGUUUGGACUGGAUACAAAAACUUGAUGAAAUAACUUUAUACUUUUAUACGAAACAGUUUUGCAAUCCAGGAUAUUUAAUACGAAAUCUAAAUCAUGAAGAUAAUCAUAUCGAAAUUUGGAUAUUUAUUGGCGUUUAUGUGCAUACAUUUGAUUUUAAAUUGCAAGGACAAAUUAAAUGGCCACCAAAAGGAGUACAAAUGUCUACUGAAAGCGGUAAAAUUGAGGUGAAGUUUAAUAAACAUGACAAUCAAAUAAAAUUGUGGAGUGAUUUAGGCAAAUACAAAAGGUCAAAAAUAUUGGCUACCGACUUAGAGCCGGAUACGUCAUCAUUAGAUUUUAAAAUAUCCUACAUAAAUAAAUUCAAUAAGGAUUCCUUCGUUAUUUUGUUGGAAAAUGAAAGCGUGCUGUAUACCCUUCCAAUAGGUUAUCAUAUAACGAUUGAAGGACUUGUAAAUGAAAUAAAAAUUACUAAAUGUUAUACACCUGUUCCUAAAAAAUAUAUCGGUAAAUGCAUAAACAUUGAAAUGGACACGGAAUACGUAAAUUUUUUAAUAAAACAAUAUCCACACAGUAAAAGUUUUUCUCAAUACUUGUGCCACUUGGAAAAGGAUAACACAUUAAAAAUGUCCUUACCAAAGGGAAAUUUUAAAUUAUCGACUUUAGCGUCUCAUAGAAGAUUUUGUUUUCUUGCAGCAGGGAGCGGCUUGACACCAAUCUUAGGUCUGCUAGAUCAUCUACUAAAGAGAAGCACAAAUCGAAUAGAAGUUUUAAAAUUGCUUUAUUUUAAUAAAACUUCAAAAGAUAUUUGGUGCAAUGAAAUGCUAAAUAACAUAUCUAUAGAGGAUGAAAGAUUUGAGUUUGUCAAUAUACUGUCAAACUGCGAAGAGUCUUGGUCUGGAAUAAAAGGACGUGUAAGCUCAGAUUUGUUAUUUCCUAUUGUAAACAAAUCUAUGGGUAAAAUCUCUUAUAUUGCCGUGUGUGGUCCAAAUAAUUUCAACUUAAAUGUGGAAAAAAUACUAAACGAAUUAAAUUUUCCUAACGAAAACGUAUUUAUUUUUUAAAUAUUUUAUACUUUACUUAUUAGGUACUUUUAGUAAAUGCAUAUUAAUAAUGGCCCUAAAUAAGUAACAAUGUCGCAACAAAACUAAUAUCGAGUAUUUAAUAUAGUAUGUAUUUGAAAAUUGUACAAUUACAGAAAUAUAAAUGUAUGUUUGUCUUUCCGUUUGUAA
This is a messenger RNA of Calliphora vicina (urban bluebottle blowfly), 1944 nucleotides long. RefSeq names its product cytochrome b5 reductase 4. Gene Ontology annotation, cellular component: endoplasmic reticulum. NCBI's taxonomy places the organism in Eukaryota, Metazoa, Arthropoda, Insecta, Diptera, Calliphoridae. The transcript is spliced from 5 exons. Gene Ontology annotation, molecular function: heme binding; cytochrome-b5 reductase activity, acting on NAD(P)H. Gene Ontology annotation, biological process: generation of precursor metabolites and energy; superoxide metabolic process. The record is from RefSeq and is a predicted model, not a curated record. Bases 160 to 1776 code for a protein of 538 amino acids.